Messenger RNA from Carica papaya (papaya), 417 nucleotides. The record is from RefSeq and is a predicted model, not a curated record. NCBI's taxonomy places the organism in Eukaryota, Viridiplantae, Streptophyta, Magnoliopsida, Brassicales, Caricaceae.
AUGUCCAUGAUGAAACCAGGGUCGAUGAAUGGUGAUGAGAUGAAGUCAGUGGAGGGGAUGAGCAUGCACAUGAGCUUCUACUGGGGCAAAGAAGUGACCAUCUUUUUCUCUGGCUGGCCAGACACCCAUCUGGGCAUGUACAUUUUGGCUCUCUUUGUUGUUUUCGUCCUCAGCUUCGGUGUAGAGAUAUUGUCUCUAUUGCCUCUGCUCAAAACUGGCACCAGUCCAAUACUUGCUGCUUUUGUUCAGGCUAUUGUUUAUGCUAUUCGUAUGGCCUUUGCCUAUCUUGUUAUGCUUUCUGUCAUGUCUUACAAUCUGGGCAUUUUCAUUGUCGCCGUCGCUGGCCAUGCCAUUGCCUAUUUUCUGAUCAGAUACAGGGACCUCGCAGCCAAGGCCAACCAGAUCUCUAAACUUUGA